AUGCGUGAGGGAUACGCGAAGGCAUGCCCCGACGCCCCGUCCAGAGGCCUGCAGACCUCCACGUGUUCAGAGACGGACUUAUAUGUCCACGUGAUAGAUUCCGCAUAUUUUUGCUCCGAGAACAGUAUUUGUCAAGCACGCAAAGUUUGCUCGUACAAAUAUAGACGCGUGUUGGGCGCGCUGCCGUCGAAGGGCGUGGAGCUACUCAACGCCGCGGAGCGCACCUUCCUGGCGGGGCCGGCGGAGGGGCGGUGGAUGUCGGCGGACACCGUGGCGGCGGCGGUGGCGCUGGCGCCCGCGCUCGCCACGCGCGUCUCGCCCCCGCUGCACGUGGAUUACACCAACGUCACGGGCCUAGCGCCCAACGCCCGCAUCGUGCAGGAUGCAGACGUGGCCGGCUUUCAACAGAUGCUGCUGGACAACCUUGCGUAGCCGCGCUGCUCAGCGUCCGCCAGACCUUAAUCGGCAAUCUGCAGGGCAAGCCGUACAUUCGGCAGUAACAGAUUGGCAAGCCCUGGAUAAUUAAAUACUACCUGCACAAUCUUUGCGCGAAUCACAUCCCGAAUUUGUUUGGUCUGGGAUCCCCAUCUUACUUGUUUACUACUGACAGUCCGUUGAGGAAACGCUUGGGGUCACGUAAAAGAAUGUCAUAUUAUGGUUAAUUAAAUACCUGCACAAUCCUCAUCCUAAUCAGACCCCGUACAGCCUCAACCAGAGGACAACUUAAAAGUAAGCUACUUUAAGAAGGAAAAUAUUUCUUUUUUCCUUAUCAUUCUUCUCUUUCUGUCUCGGUGUCUCUCCUGAUUCUUCCUAGUAAAUCGAUGCUAAGACGGUUACAAUCGGACACCCACUCCAUACGAUCCCAAGCAUCUUUGCUCAUCUUUUCGGCUGCUGCUCGGUAACCUCGCAUUCUCAGUACAUCUUUUGUGCAUAUUCACAUCACCGCUCACGCCCACUGAGCGACACAUGUUCAAAGUGUAGCAUUUACCAACGCAUUUUGCUCGUAAGUUGAUGUCAUGUGUGAUCUCAAAAAUUUAGUUCCAUUCUGUUUAUCAAAGACAGUUACAAUAGAAAUCACAACUUUCGUUCUAGAGAGCAGACUAUGUCUUUGUUUCACCUGGGUAUGUACUUUAAAUUGUUAUCAUUGGUUUGUUUUAUGUUAACUUGUGAUGAUAAAAUAAAAGUUCAAAUAUUUUAGAAUUCCAAACAUAUUUUUACAAAUUACCAACCUUUAAUUCAAAAUUUCAAUGCAUAAGAAAAUUCAUUAAACGUCAAAACCAUACUGACACUGCUUAUUUUCUUGGUAUUUGUCUCGAAAAAGGAUCUUAUCGUUGCAAAAGAUAACUCCGUUUUUGUUAAAAUUAAUUUGCUGAACAAUUGUCCUUCCAUCACGUCCGAAAUCAAUUUUUCAAAAAUAUACGUAGGAGAUAUAAUAAUGGUAACAUUUCAGAGUUAUUCUAGCAGUAAUUAACAGUUCAAAUAGAAACAAAUAUUUGCCAUGCAAUGUAGUUAACACACCUGAACAUUUUUAAUACUUGGAAUAAUAGAAAUAUCUGUUCCCGAAAUAUUUCAUUGUUAAAUGUACCAUUGGGAAAUGCUGUCUACACACAUGACUCAUUUUUAAUAUUACUAGUCUGCACUUGCUGACUUUCUAAAACAAUUAGAAGAGUAGAAAAGCGUUUUACAAAAAGGAUUUACUCAGCAAAAAUGUUCUCAACAAAAGAGUCGCAAAUUGAAGGAGG
Messenger RNA from Gryllus bimaculatus (two-spotted cricket), 1742 nucleotides. The record is from the annotation of a GenBank genome assembly. NCBI's taxonomy places the organism in Eukaryota, Metazoa, Arthropoda, Insecta, Orthoptera, Gryllidae.